AUGGAUGUUAAGUCUGCCUUUUUGAAUGGAGAGUUAAAUGAAGAAGUAUACCUGGAACAACUUGAAGGUUUUCAUAGAGGAAAAGUGGAUAACACUCUUUAUGUCAAGCUUCAUCAAGAUCAGUUCCUUAUUCUUCAAGUCUAUGUUGAUGACUUUAUGUUUUGUGGCUCAAAUACAUCUUUAGCCUCAGAGUUUGCCAAUUUACUAAAAACCAUAUUUGAAAUGUCUCUUUUGGGAACUCUUAGAUACUUCUUAGGUCUUCAAAUUCAUCAAACCUCCAAAGGAAUUUUCAUCUCUCAACAGAAAUAUGCCACUAAGUUGCUUACAAAAUUGAAUAUGACUGAGUGCAAAUCUGUUUCAACCCCCUUAUGCCCUAAUUCCAAGCUGUCUCUUAAGUGUACCACAGAAUCAGUUCCCUCUACUCUUUAUAGGUCUAUCAUUGCUAGUCUAUUGUAUCUCACAACUUCAAGACCUGAUAUCAUGUAUUCUGUGGGGUUGGUAGCAAGGUUUCAAAGCAAUCCUAGACUCUCUCAUCUUCAGGCUGCUAAAAGGAUUCUGAGAUAUGUCAAGGGUACUAUUUCUUAUGGUCUACAUUAUAUCUUCUCAUCCACAUUGCCUAUUAUAGCCUUUUUAGAUGCUGAUUGGGGUGGAUCCUUACCUGACAGAAAAAGUACAUCAGGCUAUUGCUAUCUUCUUGGUUCCAACUUAGUCUCUUGGUUAAGCAAGAAGCAGGAUACUGUGUCUCUGUCUAUUUCAAAAGCUGAAUACAUAGCUGCUUCUCAGGCUGGUUCCCAACUUCUCUGGAUACACACUACUUUUGCUAAUCUUGGUCUUCAAUUCUCAGGUCCUCCUAAACUCUACUGUGAUAAUCAAAGUGCCAUUGCAAUAAGCAAGAAUCCCACACUUCACUGGAAGAGCAAACAUAUUGACAUCAAGUAUCACUUUCUUAGAGACAAAGUCCAGAAAGGCCUCAUUGACAUUACUUAUUUACCAACUGAAAAUCAACUGGCAGAUAUCAUGACCAAACCUCUUCUCCCUCAACGAUUUUCAACCCUUAGAGCUCUUCUCAGGGUUGUUCCACGUCCUUUCUAA
Messenger RNA from Cornus florida, 1092 nucleotides. RefSeq lists its product as uncharacterized. NCBI's taxonomy places the organism in Eukaryota, Viridiplantae, Streptophyta, Magnoliopsida, Cornales, Cornaceae. The record is from RefSeq and is a predicted model, not a curated record. The transcript is spliced from 2 exons. The coding region runs from base 1 to 1092 and encodes 363 amino acids.